This is a messenger RNA of Phytophthora infestans T30-4, 951 nucleotides long. RefSeq names its product tRNA pseudouridine synthase A, putative. Gene Ontology annotation, biological process: tRNA pseudouridine synthesis. Lineage: Eukaryota; Oomycota; Peronosporomycetes; Peronosporales; Peronosporaceae. The transcript is spliced from 6 exons. Bases 1 to 951 code for a protein of 316 amino acids. The record is from RefSeq and is a predicted model, not a curated record. Gene Ontology annotation, molecular function: RNA binding; pseudouridine synthase activity.
AUGGAAUCGCCGGACAAGUCUGACUUGUCCGCCGCAACGCCCACGAGCUGGCGCUACUGCCUGCACAUUGCGUAUUACGGGACGGGCUUUGUGGGAUGGCAACGACAGCAGCAGGAGACCAAAAGCAGCUCUGGUCACGACAGUGUGCAGGAAGUGGUGGAAGCUGCCGUAACGGAGACUUUGGGGACCUCUAAGCGCGUCAACGUCACCGGAGUCAGUCGGACGGAUGCAGGCACCCACGCACUCUAUCAAUUCGGCUUCAUCCGCCUCGAUUCGGAGCUGCCUAUGACUAUGGACGAACUGAAGGACCGUGUCAAUACCAAGUUGGACAUUGGUCGAGUGGCGGUGCUUGGUGUGACGGUACCAACGACGGGUCCGUCGCGAAUUCGAUCGCGCUACAAGAAGUACAUUUACUACCUGCAACAAGGACAUCGACCAGAUCUAGAGCUCGGCAAGUACUCGUGGUUCCUGGGAAGAAGGCUUGAUAUUCAGCGGAUUCGUGAUGCGUUGAAGUUUCUGGAGGGGACGCAUGAUUUCAGACCGUUCUCGCAGGGACUACAAAAGCCAAAGUUCGAGGAUAUGACAACAUUACGGACAGUCAUGUCGGCGAAGGUGGUUGCUCGACGCAAUGUGAACUUCUCUCUGGACCCCCCAGUUUCUGGUAGUGGCGAAAUUAUUGACGCUGCUGACAUGUAUCGCGAACCAGGCAACACGCCAGUACACUUUGUGUGCAUUGAGCUUGUUGCCAAUGGCUUCUUGCGGCACAUGGUACGGCGAAUCAUCGGAACAUUACGGCCGAUAGGCGAGGGUACACAACCUGCGUCCCGAAUGCAGCAGGUUCUCGCUGGUGAAGUCCAGCCUGGACCGUCUGCGCCGACAAAAGGUCUCUGGCUGCAUCGAACUUGGCUGACACAAGAGGACUACGUUGACGACUGUGCAGCUGAGCAGUAG